GGGCGAAAUUUGAGGGGGCGUGGUGUAGGUUGAGUUCCUAUAAAAGUGUUAACCAAACGGAGGAGUAGAGAAGAGCAGCUUUAACUGUGAAGAAGACCAUUAUUCUUCUGAGAACGUUGUCUGAGGUUUAAUGGAGACGAAACAAUCAACCAUGAAGUUUCAAAUUGUGCUUUUUCUUCUGCUGUUGACUUGCAUGUAUCCCAGUUUGGCUCAAGGAUCCUACGAAAACUGCUGUUUAAAGUAUGUUGUUGGCAUAAGAAAGGCCCUCAGAAAAAAUAUUUCUGAUUACAAAGAGCAAAAAGCAGAUGGAGGAUGUAACAUUCCGGCUAUUGUGUUCCAGAUGAAAAAAUCAAAGACCAUGUGUGCUGAUCCAAGACAAAGCUGGGUGAAAAAUCUGAUGAAGCAAGUUGAUUCAAGGAAAAAUGGUUCAAAGAAAGCUGGUGCAAAGUAAUCCCUCCAUGAAUUAAUGUAACCAAUAUGUUGGUUUUAUAACAGCAAUACAGCCAUGUAACCACCGUAUAUCUUUUUAUUUCACUUUCAUUCUGAUUCCUUACUUCUCCAGACUAUGAAUUAUCAUAAUGCAGAGGUUCAUAAUGAACUGUAUUGUAUAGUCUUCUGUUCAAUAAGCACAAUGCGAAUGUAUGAACUGUGAAUGUUUGUUUUCUCUGUUCCACCCCAACAAGAUCUCUUUAAAUCUGUAAAUAUAUAUUUUUAUAAACAUUACGUUGAUUAUAAUCUGUAAACUGUGUAGCCUACAUGUAAGUGCGCGUGUGUGUGUGUGUGUGUGUGGUGUUUGAGAGAGAGAGUGGCUGAGAGUUCAGUACAUUUAUAUUUCAUGCACCUUUUUUACUUGUAAUAAAGAUUUACAAUUUUA
Messenger RNA from Triplophysa dalaica, 874 nucleotides. It is a transcript of the gene ccl25b, whose product is annotated as chemokine (C-C motif) ligand 25b. Bases 131 to 451 code for a protein of 106 amino acids. The transcript is spliced from 4 exons. Gene Ontology annotation, molecular function: chemokine activity; CCR chemokine receptor binding. NCBI's taxonomy places the organism in Eukaryota, Metazoa, Chordata, Actinopteri, Cypriniformes, Nemacheilidae. The record is from RefSeq and is a predicted model, not a curated record. Gene Ontology annotation, cellular component: extracellular region. Gene Ontology annotation, biological process: G protein-coupled receptor signaling pathway; cellular response to interleukin-1; neutrophil chemotaxis.